AUGCGACCAGGCUCCCGCCCACCCCUGGCAUUAGAAGUAUUUUAUGGUGUAUUUGAGACAUACCACUCUUGGCCUCACCCUGGCGUCCAGUCCGUCUUCAUCAACAGAUGCAGCAGUCCCGCCUCGAAGGUGUGUGACUUUGUUUGCGACUGCAGGGACUGCUCCGAUGAGAACCAGUGCGGUUACCACAAAGAAUCAGUCAUGCUGGGAACUCCCUUCACCUGCGAUUUUGAAGAGGGCAACUGUGGCUGGAAGGACGUGAGCACUUCUGCCUACAGAUGGGUCACAGACCGAGCCAGCAUCGCCAUGUGGGGGACAGGACCCAGCGCCGAUCACACCCGGGGCACCGAUCUGGGCUGGUACAUGGCUGCAGAGAUGCGCAGAAACACGUUUGCUGCCAUCGCUAGGUUAAGGUCCCCCGUGAUGCAACAAGCGGCAGCCACCUGUGAGAUCCGAGCAUGGUAUCGCCUAUGGGAAACAGGGCCUAACGAGACGGUGCAGCCGGCUCUGUGGGUGGAGCUGACAUAUGACAAUGAGACCAGAACACUGUGGCAGAGUCUCAAGAGCAGCAUCUCUGCCUGGCAGGAGCUGGUUGCAUACACAGGCCGGGUGCCAGGGGAGUUCCAGAUAACCCUCUCCUCGCGGCAGAGCUCCUUGCAGCUGGACGACGUGGAGUUCAGGAGCUGUGGCUUGCCACCGCCCCUGAGCCUAGUGUGUGGCCCGGACGAGAGGAACUGCAGCCGUGGAUCAUGUGUGCAGCUGGAGCAGCUCUGUGAUGGCACUGAUGACUGCGGGGAUCUGUCAGACGAAUCCGCCACAGAGUGCGGAUCGUUCACCAUCUGUUCCUUUGAGACGGGCUGGUGUGGCUGGAACACUGUGCCCGAUUACCCGACCUGGGUCAGGAACACAAGCCUCCACCUCGUGCCUGGGGCCCGCAGCCCCACACGGGACCACAGCAGCAACAGCAGGACAGGCUUUUUCCUCUACGUCAGUACCGGCCCACAGGACCGGCGCAGCGAUGCAGCCAGACUCGUUAGUCCAACUUUCCAAGCAACCACAACCAGCUGCUGCUCUCUCGUGUUCUACUCCCACCUCUACGACUCGGCCACCAGCAGCCUCAACAUCUACUACAAACCCAGCUCCGGCGUCAUGCAGCUCGUGCGCUCCAGGGCCGGGGACCUCGGGGAUUACUGGUUCAGGGAGAAGGUGGACUUCAGUGUGACCGAGAGCUUCCAGCUCGUUGUGUCCCUGCAGAUCAUUCUUGAGGGCGUGAUCGGAACAGGACCCAAAGGCAGCAUGGCCCUGGAUGACCUGGUUCUCUCUCCAGGCUGUGUCCGGGUUGCAGGCAGUCAGGUCAUCACCCCCCAGCCUUCCACCACGGACCCCACCACGCCCUGCACCCUGCAGGAGUUUGCCUGCGACAAUACAAAGUGCAUCAGUGCAGAGCUCACCUGCGACUUUAUACAGACGUGUGAAGAUGGCUCCGAUGAGAUGUACUGUGCCAAGGCCAAAGUGCCUGAGCUCCUGACUGCAGCUGCUUACCCGCCAGUGCCGAUGGCUGUGGGCACAGGGGACUGCAGCAGCAGACGCCUUCAGGCCAGGAGCAUCUGGGGCUCUUGGCACCGCCUGGCGAGAGGCUUCGGGGCCCAGACAAGGCUAGUGAAAACUUGGUGUGUUCCAGGGGCAUCGACCUUCGAGGCCGGGGCUAGGGGCUGGAAGGAUGUCAGUGUGGGCCAGCUGCAGUGGGCGAGGCAGAAAGCCAGCGAGGCCUUACUGCCUGGGGCAGACCACACCACCAACACCUCCACAGGGAGUUACCUGGGUGUGGCGCUGGCUCCAGGCCAGGUGGUGUCGGUGGCCAGGGCUCGCACCCCUGUUCUGGGCCCCUCGGGCCUGGCCUGCUCUGUGGAGAUGCACUACUGGCUGCACAGCGACCCCCAAGGGUUCAUUGCGCUCGGCAUCGUGGAUCAUGCCCUGGGAACACACCGGCUGGCCUGGCAAACGCAAGGCAAUGGCAGCACGGCGUGGAAGCACAUCUCCAUUCCGCUGGGGAAGAGAGCCAGACCCUUCCAGCUGGAGCUGACUGCCCUGGUGAAGCUGCGUGGCCCCGUGGUGCAGAGUGCUGCUGUGGACGAUGUUGUGUUUGUGAACUGCGACCCCCGCUUUACCCCGCCAGACGCCUCGGAGCUGUCUUGCAACUUUGAGAUGGGGCUCUGCGGCUGGUACCAGGAUCAGAGCGAUGACUUUGAGUGGGCGAGAGGCACAGGUCUGGGGCUGGGCUCUGACCACACCACUGGCACAGGCUAUUUCUUGUCCGUGGAUCUCUCCGCCCAAAGUACCUGGGGCCUGAGCGCGCGUCUCGUCACCUACCCCCAGGACCCUCCCACCAGAGAGCAGUGCCUCUCGUUCUGGUACCGCCUGGAUGGCCCUCAGAGUGGCACGCUGAACCUAAAGAUCCAGCAUGAUGGGGAGCCGGAGACAGUGCUCUGGACCCAAAUGGGCUCUCGUGGCAGCAUAUGGCACCUGGGAUUCGCAACACUCAGUCGCCAGGCUCUCCAGAGGUACCGGCUGAUCUUCGAGGCUCUUCGUGACGGGUACCUGGGGAACAUGGCCCUGGACGAUGUCACCGUGCGAGCUGGAGCCUGUGGUCCCCAGAAGUCCUGCUCGUUCGAGGCCAAUGCCUGUGGCUUCUUCUCCAGCUGGCAGUACACAUGGGCACGGCAGAGCAACGCCACGGGCACUGCCACCGCUGGCCCGCCCACUGACCACACCAUGGGGACAGCCCGAGGAUAUUACAUGAUCGUUGAUACCAGCGAGGCCUUCCUGCCCCGUGGGCAAGCAGCCACUCUGAGCUCUGGGCAGUACAGGCCCCUGACUGGUCCGCAGUGCCUGGGCUUCUGGUACCAGCUGAGCCCCAGUGACCCAGGUGAGCCCGGAAGCCCCACCUCUUUGAGCCCUUCGGGCUGGCAGAGGGCCCUGACUCCCCCACACUCCGUGACAGCCACACACUUGCUGGGUGAGCCAUGGCCCUUCCUGGGGCUUGGUUCCCUCGCAUCCCGACCCCCCGCCCGUGACCUCACAGAGAGUGUGAGUAGGGGUGUGGGAGCUUGGAACCAGGAACAAAUCCCACUGCCUCCUACUUGUGCCCAGGGGCAAGCUCCCAUGAACACUGCCAGUGCCAUGGGCUUGGUGGUGCCACUGCUCCCUGCCCUCUGCUCCGGUGGGCGGCCCUCAGGAGAUGUGACCUGUCUCUGGCUUUUGCUAGGUUCUCUGAUGGUGUUUAUGAAGGAGAAGGGGGUGCAGCGGAGGCUGUUCAGCGUGAGCUCAGUGCAGGGGGACGCUUGGCGCUAUGGUAAAGUGACUGUCCAAGCGGCUGAGGACUGGCAGGCUGUGUUUGAGGUGGUGAGUGCUGGGGGUGAGCUCUCCUAUGUCGCCCUCGAUGAUCUGCACCUGAAGGCCGGCAGCUGCCCAGAGCCAGGUUCCUGUGACUUUGAGUCAGACACUUGUGGCUGGACCAGCCCCUCAGACCGCACCCUGGGCAGCUACGCCUGGGGCUGGAGGAGCGGGGCCAGCCUGGGCCCCAAGGUGGACCACACGCUGGGCACGACAGCAGGUCACUACGUUUACUUUGAUGCCAGCGUGCUGGGUCCCGGGGGGAACGCCGCCUGGUUGCUGAGCGAGCACCUGCCCGCCACCAUGGGGGCCUGCCUCCGGUUCUGGUACCACAUGGACUUCCCAGAGCACUUCUACAGCGGCGAGCUGAGGGUGAAGCUGUACAGCAUGGCAGGGGAACUAACAGUCUGGUGCGCCCGAGGGCACCAGGGCCACGGCUGGCGGAACAGAACCAUCUCUGUGCAGAACACCGUGGAGUUCCAGAUUGUCUUUGAAGUGGCCAAUGGCAUGUGGCCUGCUGGGGGAACCAUUGCCUUGGAUGAUAUCACGUACCAUGCUGGAGAGGGCUGUGAUGGCAACAGUUUGGGCCAGAUGGAAGGUGGGAAACUUGCCAAGGGCACUGUGGCAGCAGUCGUGAUUGGCAUUCUCCUGGCCACCGUCUUCCUGCUCCUACUAGCUUGGAGCAUGUGCUGCUGGCUGAAGAGGAGGGUGGCAGCGGGCAGGAUGCCAGAGGAGAGGGCCGCCAGCCAAGGCUUUGACAACAUCACGUUUAGAGAUGACAGGGUCACUAUAACUCCACUACCUGCGGAUGAGGAAGCAGAACCAGAUGUGAGCCUCUCAUAAUAGGCACCUACUUGUACUGUAGCUGCACAUACAGAAUGAAACAUGGGUUCUGCAAGGCUUCACGCUCCUCCAGCAACAUUGGGCUCAACUUUCAUUUCCAAGCUACUCUUGAAACUGUUUUGCCUAUUGACUACAAUGGAAGCUUUCGUUGAGACGGACAAGGUCAGCUGGAAGGAGGAAUACAAGCCCCUUUUUGAACUUAGAGUAUGAACAGAUCCUGUAUAACAACUUCCUGAAGCACGUUCAAGUGCUGUCACAUUCCUGCAGUUUCCCCAUAUAGUAUUGCCCUUUCCAUAUGAAGAUCUGUCCCCCUGAUUUUAUCUAAAAUAAAAUGAAUCCUAUAAACAUCAGAUUUCUGAAGACGACUGUGUAACUGAGUCUGUGUUUC
This is a messenger RNA of Gopherus flavomarginatus (Mexican gopher tortoise), 4624 nucleotides long. RefSeq names its product MAM domain containing 4 (gene MAMDC4). The record is from RefSeq and is a predicted model, not a curated record. The transcript is spliced from 29 exons. NCBI's taxonomy places the organism in Eukaryota, Metazoa, Chordata, Testudines, Testudinidae. Gene Ontology annotation, molecular function: protein binding. Gene Ontology annotation, cellular component: membrane. The coding region runs from base 1 to 4236 and encodes 1411 amino acids.